This is a messenger RNA of Neurospora hispaniola, 447 nucleotides long. RefSeq lists its product as uncharacterized. The coding region runs from base 1 to 447 and encodes 148 amino acids. Lineage: Eukaryota; Fungi; Ascomycota; Sordariomycetes; Sordariales; Sordariaceae. The transcript is spliced from 2 exons. The record is from RefSeq and is a predicted model, not a curated record.
AUGGCCGCCGGAGUCUUGUGGCAGGCAAUCCAGCUGAGGCCGUGCCACCACCUCUGCGUUUCGUUUUUGGCAGCCUCGGCAGCCCCCGACGGCCCGGCAGCUGAAAAGCCAAAGGCAUUCGGCAGCUGUCAUGUCUGUUUGGGCUAUGCUGACCCCACCAUCAAUUGGCGGCGCAAUGGCAUGGAAUUCCCAUUCGACCAGCAAAAAGUUCAUCGCUUCAUCACAUCAAUGGACAUUGCCGUUGGAAGUGUCGGCGUUGGGCAGCGAUUUUUCCAGCUAUUCGACAAGGGGGAAGGCUUGUCUUCAGAGUCAAUUAAGAUUGCGAAUGGCUCGAAAUUGGGCGGCCUUGGUGUCAAGUGUCUCGUCCACUGUGGAAUGGUGAUGGAGAGAGAAGAGAAUGCCUCGAGCAAAGCGGGAGUCUGGGGAUAUCCGGAUGGGGAAGCUUAG